CUAGCGCACGAUGACACGAAUGCCUUUGUCGUGCAGGGAAGAGUACACCAGCAAGCGUACCUGCACGGUGCACCUCACCUGGCGAGCGGCCGCGGCCAGUCUGCCAUGGCUGCGCCGUCUCGUGUUCCAUCCCAUGAGGAGCAGCCGCCAGUCGACGGCGACGGCGACGGAGACGGCUCGGCCUCGUUGCCGUCCCAACGUGCCGGAGCAUGCGGCGGGGACGGCGCCGGAAUCCCCGUCGUCGAUCUCGGCGUCCUCGUCAACGGCGCGCCCGAGGCGCGGGCGCGGGCGAUCCGAGACCUAGGCAGGGCAUGCGAGGAGUGGGGCUUCUUCAUGGUGACUAACCAUGGGGUGACCGAGGCUCUGCGAGAAGCAGUCAUGGAGUCGUGCAAGGAACUGUUCAGCUUGCCUUUGGAGGAGAAGAAAGAGUACAUGCGUGCCAAGCCGAUGGAUCCUAUACGCAUCGGAACGGGAUUCUACUCUGCCGUGGAUGCCGUAGAAUGCAGGAGGGACUACCUGAAGAUGUUCUCUCACCCCGACUUCCACUGCCCCCCGAAUCCUGCAAAGCUAAGGGAGAUUGCUAUGGAGUACUCGAAUUGCACGAGGGCGCUGUUGCUGGAGCUCACCAAGGCGAUCUCCGAGAGCCUGGGGCUCGCCGGCGACCGCCUCUCGGAAGCGCUCAACCUUGGCUCGUGCUUCCAGAUCUUGGUCGGGAACCAUUACCCGGUGUGCUCCAGGCCGGACGAAGAGGCGCUGGGAUUCUCGUCCCACUCCGACCACGGCCUCCUCACCCUGCUCUUCCAGAACGGCGUCGAUGGCCUCCAGGUCAAGCACGACGGCGAAUGGGUCCUCGCGAAGCCCCUCCCGGGGUCGUUCUUCGUCAUCGCCGGUGAUCAGUUGGAGAUCGUGACCAACGGAAGGUACAGGGGCGUGCUCCACCGCGCGAUGGUCGGCGGCCGGCAGUCGAGGAUGUCGUUCGUGAGCCUGAUCGGGCCGUGCCUGGACACCGUCGUCGCGCCGCUGCCGGAGAUGGCGGCGGACGGCCGGGGCCUGGAGUUCCGGGGCAUCAGGUACAGAGACUACAUGGAGAUGCAGCAGAGCAAGGCGAUCGACGAGAAGACGGCCCUCGACGUCGUUCGCGUGCAGCGUCAGGAAUGCUUGCCUUCGUACGAAAAAUAAUCAGCUGCUUGAAUGAUGAUAUUACCAAACGUACAUUAUUUCUCGUGUCAACCAAACUCCCUUGUUUGGCUCGAUCCAUCUUUCCGUUGGACGACCCGUGGUUCAUUGACCUUUCUUUUUGUCUAUGCUUAUGAGACAGACCAAAGUUAAAUUUUUAAUCUUAAAUU
Messenger RNA from Oryza brachyantha (malo sina), 1346 nucleotides. Its product is annotated as 2-oxoglutarate-dependent dioxygenase 19-like. The record is from RefSeq and is a predicted model, not a curated record. Bases 106 to 1179 code for a protein of 357 amino acids. Lineage: Eukaryota; Viridiplantae; Streptophyta; Magnoliopsida; Poales; Poaceae. The transcript has 4 exons.